Penaeus vannamei (Pacific white shrimp) is the source of this 1063-nucleotide messenger RNA. RefSeq lists its product as uncharacterized. The record is from RefSeq and is a predicted model, not a curated record. Lineage: Eukaryota; Metazoa; Arthropoda; Malacostraca; Decapoda; Penaeidae.
UCAUCAACAAGGGCGCCAGUAACACACCAACUCACCCAGGGUUCGUUUCCCUGUUCACAUGCAUGAUUCGAAUCCUUAGCACAAGGGCGAGACGAAAACAGAGCAAAAUCGGCUUCUUCUGAGCUAGUUCAACUUAAAAAGGCAGCCCAACUUUCGGACAUCGGCUUAGGACGGAGCCACGGUCAUGCGCAUGCCCACCUGCAUCGUUGGCAUCAAGAUGGUCGCGGUGAUGGACUUGGCCAACAUUUUCUUUUUGGACACUUGGGGCACGGAGGAGGCCAAGCGGGAGUGGCUGGAGACCAAGGGGGACGUGCCCAUCCACUUCGGGGUGAAUACUCAUGUUCCACCGGACUUGGCUAACAUCCAGGUGUCCUCCCGGAAAGAGCUACUGGUGGGGUUCAGCCUGGCGACCCUCACGCUCCUCACGCUCUACCUGUCGUUCAUCCUCCCUUAUUCGGCCCACACCUCGCACGCGUCUCCAAGAUCCCUGCACGCCCACGGCCCACCAACUGGGAGUCAAGACCUUCCACGCCCGCGCGAGGAGGGCGUUCGUCUCGAGGAAGGCGAGGACUUCCCGACGCCCGAGACCCCGAGACUCGCGAAGGAACGACCUGCGUCCAGCCGGAAGCGGAGGCGGAGUCGCUCGCGCCGGGGCCUCAGCCGCUACUUCGAGGCCCUCUGGCGGAGGUUCAAGCACGAGCGGCCGAGUCUGAGCGUCGUCCUCGGCCGCCUGGGAGUGACGAGGAUCGAGUGCCAGAUGGCUCUUGUGUGCCACGCCCAUUUAUACUUGAUGGACUUACCUGCAGGCGUGAGGGGGUUGUUGGUGAUGAUUACGAGCCGAUUCUCCGACUUGGCGCAAUACGAAGAAGGGAUUGUCACGGGCCUGGGGGGCGGGACCUGCGACAGCUUCUACCAAUCAGAAAACAGCAUUUGCCCUGAUCCUUAUGACGUCAUCUCAGAUUUCCUUGGAAGACAUGUUCUGCACGAGUUUUAGACCUUUUUCGGGAGACGAAGUUCCAGUAAGUGCGGUAUCUCUUGCACACUUAUCUUUGGUUUUGAAAAU